Messenger RNA from Gallus gallus (chicken), 14266 nucleotides. RefSeq names its product SUMO1/sentrin specific peptidase 6 (gene SENP6). The record is from RefSeq and is a predicted model, not a curated record. Gene Ontology annotation, cellular component: cytoplasm; nucleus. Lineage: Eukaryota; Metazoa; Chordata; Aves; Galliformes; Phasianidae. The coding region runs from base 9241 to 12360 and encodes 1039 amino acids. Gene Ontology annotation, molecular function: SUMO-specific endopeptidase activity. The transcript has 24 exons. Gene Ontology annotation, biological process: regulation of kinetochore assembly; protein desumoylation; regulation of spindle assembly.
GCUGCUCUGAGAGCUCCCUGCCACAGGUGGGGAAGAUUGGCUGUUCCUUCCCCUCUGACCUUGUCCAAAUUCCAGCCUUGUGCUGCAUCUCAAACUGCCCACUGGCCCUGGGACUCACCACUCUAUUGCCAAAGAGGUGGAACUUGCUGCUGGGUACUGUCUUGCCAGACUGUGCUUUGCCAAACCUCUAAAUUUGCUCACUGAAGGGGAAUGUAUGAGGUAGGACAGUGGGUGGGCUUGGGGAGGGCAGGCAGCCUCUGGGUCUGAGAGGUGUAGGAUGUUUCCCCUUUGCUCUCUAGGGAGCUGUAAAUUCAACUUAGGACACAGUACAUAAGUUCAGCUUCAGAAUAAAUUCUCUUGUGCAACAUCAGCUUCACUCUGCCCAGGAAAACUCAAUUAUUUUAAAUAACAGGUUAAGUUCUGCGUAGAACUAGUUUAUGGUGGAGGCUGGAGACUGGAAGGAAUAAGUUAUCAGGGUCAGGAGGCUGUGGUUAUUCUUCCCGCAUUGGUCAGCCAGCCUUUAGAAAAUUCUUAUUUAAUGGGCAAGUGCUGCAUGAGGUAAGGACACUUUCCUGAAUGCUUGUCCAAGUAACUCCUAUAAAAGAAUAAUCUGGAGUGAAAGGCACUGAGUGCAGGGUAUCUUUCUCUGGUUAAAUCUUGAAUGGUUAUAGAUAAAGAACAGUAAUCACAGAAACUGUGCAAGCCUUCUUGUUUUGUUUGUUUGUUUUCAAACCGCUGGAGCAAACUCCCUGGUGUGUGUGUGUGUGUGUGUGUAUACACGUAUUUAAUAAAACUCACCACAAAGAUUUUUGGGAAUGAUAAAUACCAGUAGUGUUUGCCUGGUACAGUAAAACGUCAUGCUGUGUGACACGAUUAAUAUUAUUUAAUCUUAGAAAUGUAUGUCUGUAAGAAACAGCUGCAAAAAUACUUUCAUGAGAUUGUUUUUGUCUUUUAUACAAAAAUUCAUCCUACUGCUGUAUUUUUAUUAAAGUUGUAGGAUAUAAUGUUGUGUUUGUUUGGCUUGUGUAACAAAAUAUGAAUAUCUCGCUGAUGAUAGAAUUUAAUACGACAGUCUAACAGAAAGAUUAUUCAAGGGCCCAUUAGAUGAGAAUUCGAACUAUGCAGGGGAUGGAAGGUUUCAUGUUUGCAAUUGCCUUUGUAAAUUCUGAGGCUCACAUCUUCUAGAAACACUGCUGUCCAUUGUAAGUUUAUUUCUGCCGGGGCUCACUGCUCAAAACACAGUUUUAAGAUCCUUUACAAUUAAGAAUAAGCUUUUGAGAAUGGACUUCUGGUCUACUCUGGUCUGGGUUAUUAUGACUGCAUUUACUAACAUGGUGGGCUAAUAGGCUUUUAAAAAAGAUUACUGGAUACUGCUAUAAGGCAAGUGUGUGAUCUCUGAAUCUUUACCUGCUGGAAAGCAGAGAAAAACCUGUCAUGAAUGCAGUCAGAAAGUUCUUUCUCAUCAAGCAAAAUGUUAGCUGGAGAAGACACUGCUCCUUGUUUAGAAGAAUGACUUGUAAUGGAAAGGAGUGAUAGGAACUCAGAGCAGUUUCAUAGGUCUUGGAGGUUUUUGAUGAAGGCAAAUGUGGGUUUCAUGUUUAGUUGAAGAUGGCUUCGGCCCAUCUCCAGCUGCAGGAUAGUAGUUAGAAAGCUGAGUGUUUUGCUUCAUCUGUCUUUCGAGUGGUAUUUCUUGAAAAACAAGUUCAGAACUGGAUGCAGUUAGCAAGCUGGCAAGUGUUACUUUGUUUUUCAUUUUUUCUUCCCUUUUUUUUUUUUAAUUACUUAAUCAGUGGUUUUCAGUUGUUUUCAUGGCCUUUAAAAGUAGUUAUUGAGAAAAUGUUUGUUCUUCCAGGAAUAUUAAAGGUAGGGUUUGUUUUGGUUUUUAGCUGUUUAAAAAAGAAGUCUACGUAGUGAAUUUUAGCGUGCUGUGGUUUUGUUAACAGUUGUCAGUGCUCCUGAAAUUCAGUGUAGUUAGAGCUGGAACUUUAAUACUUCUGUUACAAAAAAUAAUGUAAUACGAACAUAUUUACAAACAUACAUUACUGUUUUCUUCAAAUUUUAUUUAAACAUUGGGAUGGGAUUCAGUAAAGGUACUGGAGAUACUGGAGCGUAAUGUCUGGUCUUAGAGUGUAGCCAGUGGAGCCUACUGAACAAUUGAGUUGACCAGCCAGCUGCUGAGCUGCUCUCUGGUUCCCUGGGUGCUGCUCAGAGUGACAGUCCUGCUGCCCCUCCCACUGACAGUGUUUUGCAGCUAUCCUUGUGUCAACACUGGCACUUCUAGCACUUCGCCACAAGUUGAGCUAAAUGGGCAGAAAACUAAUUUUAGAUGGAUAGGAAAGUGUUGGUGGAGCUAGUCUGCAUUACCUUUCAGCUGUAUCAGCAAUCUAGUCCAGCUCACUGCCCUCACAAAUAGGGGGAAAAAAAAAAGAUGAUCUUUGGCCUGUACAGAAAGGCAAGUGCAAAUUGUUCUCACAGCCUAGAGUUUAAAUAACUCUUUCAUCCUCCUUUCACGCUUUCCUUACUCAGAUUUUUUUAAGGUGCACCCUUUUCAUUUGAAUAAGUUACUGAGGUUUUCUUUAUUGUUGAGUGUUCUUUCUAUGCUUUUGUUGGUGUUAUUUUGGGGGGGAAUUUUGAAGAAUUGACAGUAUCAAUGAAGUGCCUGGUUUUGGUUUUUUAUUUCUCCUUUAAUUACAUCUUAGAGUUCCUUUCAUACCUUUACGUGUUACUUUUUUCUCAUGGAAACAUUCUGUACACUCUUUUUUCUUUAAUAUAGGGGAAAGUUUUCCACAUAUUCUGGAAAAGUAAUAUAAGGUUUCUUACUUCAUUUUGCUCAUCUUUAAAAAAACUCUUCCAAUGUUAACAUCUUGAGAUCAUGUAUGAUUGGUAUCACAUACUGAUUUACCACAGAAAUUGAGUUCUGAAAUUUUUACUUAUCAUCUUCUUUGAAGUGCUUUAUAUACUCCAAUGUCUUUUAGAAUAAGUUGACAGUUCAGAAAUCAUCCUUAGCCUAUGCUAACCUUUUAGCCUCUGAAUUUCCCUGUGUAACAGUAGAAUAUAUUUUUUGCAUCUGUCUUUUGUACAAAAACAGUCCUCUUUCUUUCUGAAUUUUUAGUAUGUCUUCAGUCUAGCAGCAGAGCUCUGUAUUUCUGGAGAUGAAAAUACUGCUUGUUUUUCUCUCUCUUUUUUUUCUUUUUUAACCUUACCUAUUGUUUGGAUUUUGCUUUUGAUGUUUUUUAACUUAUUUGGAAAGAUUGUGUAGGUGGCAGACUUACUGAGAGAAAGGAACGAAAGUGACUGAAGUAUGUAAUUCUGGGAGUGUUUGUGACAGUGGUGCAUUUGCUUUAACUGAAAGUUUGUACCUAUGACUAAUCACUGUUUAGUGUUUUUAGUUUAGUCUUAGAAUCAUGUAGAUUAGAAACCACUUGACUGCUGGUUGGAAUCAUGUAGAUUGGAACCUCCUGCCCAACCCAAGCUCAGCUAGAGCAGAUUGCUCAGGGCCUUGUUCCAUGUCCAUGAGUUGUCAGACUGACCUGGUUCGUUGCUUGGUCGCUCUUACAGUAAUAAAUAGAAAUAAAUCAAUUCUUAUAAUGGGUUUAGAUUUGCUUUGUUCCAGCUUGUGUCUGGUUCUUCCCAUCUUUCUGCUGUGCAUCUUUGAAGAGUCUGGUUUCAUGUUCUCUCUUCUUUCCAGUUAGGAGAUGGAAGACAGCAAAAGGGUCUAAUCUUCCCAUCCUCCAUCCCUGCCUCUUAUUUAUUUAUUUAUUUGUUUAUUUAUUGCUCUUUCAGUCUCUUCUUGUUUGAUAUUAUAUAUGUCCCUCUGGCCAUCUUGGUGGUGUUCUUCCAGACUUGCUGCAGUGUGUCAGUGUCUUUGAUAUACUGGAGAGCGCAAGACUGACUGCACUACCCUACUCACCCAUGUUCAGCUUCUCAGUUUAAACCCCCCAGAUCCUCUUGAAGAGCAGCUCCUAGCCAGUUGCCUCCAGUAUGCACUGCUGCGUGGGCUCAUUCCGUCCCUGAUUCAGGACUUACAUUUGGGAUCCCAGAUGCAUUUGCUUUUGUGGAACUUCGUAAGUUUUCUGUAAGCCCAUUUCUCCAGCCUGCAGGUCUCUCUGAAUAGCAGCCCUUGCUUCUAGUGUAUGAACCGUUUCCCCUAAUUUAAUAUCGUCUGCAAACCUGCAAAGUAAAUUUGGUCUUAUCAUCUAGAGUAUUAGCAAAGAAGCUAAAAGGUAUUGGUUCUGGUACUGAUGGCUGAGGCGUGCUAUCAGCUCAUUUGUACUGCUAGUCAUCAACCUUUUGACUCUUCUGGUUUCCCUUUGGUCCAACUCAUUUUUCACUCGCCUUAUCAUUGACUUAUACCACAUCUCUCCAGUCCAGAUAUAAGGUCCCCAGGGGAGGCCAUGUGAAAAGCCCUCCUACAGUCAAGGAAUGCAUAGAAUGCAGUCAGAUAAGUUGGGCAUAGUUGGUCCUUAGUGAAUCCACAUUCACUUUCUUGUCCUUGUGGAGUUUUUUUCCUGCAGAAUAUAAUCCAUAACAUUUUCCAGAGUAGAGGUGAGAAAGACUAGCCUGUAGUUCUCCAGGUUGUCACUGUUGCUUAUCUUGAAGAAGGAGAUGAUGUUUUUCCAGUCAUGGGAAACCUCUCUCAGUUGCCAUAACCUUUUGAAGUUAACAGGAAGUGGCCUAGCAGUGAUAUUGGCAAGCUUCCUCAAUGCAGUCAGUGCUGUCAGUCUCUUGUCUGGUCCUGUGGACUUCAGCAUGUAUAGUUGACUUAAUUGUAUGUUAAUCAUAUUUUCCUUGACAGUAUAUUCCACUAGUAGCAUUGAGGAACCUGGCUGUUGGAGGACAGAACUUAGCAGAGACAUUUGGAGGAGCUGAAAAAAAAAAAGGCUUGAGUUCAUCAGUCUUUUCAGUGACUCUUGUAACUAGGUGCCUUGUUCCCUUUCUCAGUGAGUAACGAGCCCACCUUUUCCUUAGCGUUCUUUCAUCUGCUGAUGUAAUUGAAGAGGCUCUUUUGAAGUACCGUGUUGUUUUCUGAUGCUAUCGUAAGGGCAGCAUCCUUGUGUGAUGCCUGUACUUCUCUGCUGGGAGUAGAAAGGAAACGUUAAUUGUCUGUUGUAUGGUUACCACUGCUGUCUUACCAGAAAAGCCAUCAAAGAGGUUGUUAAGAAAACAUUUUAUGUAUUUCUAAGCUAUUGUACUUUGUUUGUCCUUGUUGUCAGUACUUCUCUGAAAAUGUUAGGCUGUUUGGUGACUGAUCAUACUGCAGCAGUACUGCGUUCAUUAUGCCAGUCAUUCUACAUAAUACUGUGUAGUGUAAGGAACACAAUGUGUAUGAAAAUCGAGUGGGGAAAAAACCUUUUCUCAGGAUACGCAGGUGCUUUUCCAUUUCUCGGCUGUGUACUUCUUGUAAAUGCUUUUUUGUUGUGUGUUUUUUUGUUUUUGUUUUUUUAAUCUGGAAGUGGAUUCUCUUUUAUUUUUGGUUUUCUGUUGAAAUACCAUUCUUAGAACUUCGUGGGUUUUUUUCAUUAGGUAGCUGAGAAGUUAAUUGCCUUCACAUGGAACAGAAUGUCCAUACUUGUAUCCUUUACGUAUUUAUCACACAGCUCUGCCAUUGAGCUCUGUACUAAAUGGAGCAUCCCACUAUCUCACUUACUAUCGAUUUAUAAUCACUGUCUACUACUGGAAAUAAAUUUUUUUUUUUUUUUUUUUUUUGGCAUCUGCAGACAAUUUAGGGAGAGGAGAGGUGAAGCAUCUUUUAAACAAUAGAUCUCUGAAUGCUUAGCUAUAAAUUCAGGCUAGACUGUGGUUCCGUGCGGAUUUUUUUUGGUUUCAUAAGUGCCUAAAAGAGUCUCUGGUUCUGGAUGCUUCUUUCCUCUACUGUGCAGUUACAGCUGUGCUGUGGUAGUGUGGUUGAGCAGGUGGGAACUGUGCUGCCAUAUGCAGGGUGCAGGACGGGAGCGAGGAGCCCCAGCUUCUAGGAAGUGAGGGUGUGCAUAAAACUGUUCAUGCAGUGCUUACUAUGGAGUAUGAAAAUGCACCCUCGCUGUGGUUAAACAGUUAACCUGUUAGAGCUGAUCAUAUUGAACCUGGAAGAUAAAAAGCUAGUUUGCAUAGAAGUCUGAAGAAGCCUGUCUGAUAGAAUACUUAAACAACAGGGAAAGAAACACAAUUAAAAAUGAUUCCUGCGUCAGAUUUUUAUGAGUACUUGUACCUUCUUAUCAAUAUAUGCAGUGACUACAUGAACAAUGAAUUGGAGAGCUCAAAAGUACUCUUUUUAAUUUACUUAAAUAUGAGUCUAGAUGAAGAGAAUGAGUCUUGAGUGCACUGAAAUUAAUUGGUAUUUUUUUUUUCUUUUGUUGAAUGUUACAGUGUCUGCUGUUCGCAGUUGUGAUGGUCUGAGCAUUUGUAAGAUAAGGUUUGCAUUAUUUAGACCAGUGUAACUGGGAAGAAGUAUGGAAAUUUCAGGUUCUUCUGGAACAAGUCCUUAGACCUGAAUGAAACAUUUGGUUGGUUUAGGUUUAUGUUCUGGGUGUUUCUUGGAUGCACAAAAAUAGAUGUGAUCUCAGCAGAUUAAAGACCUGUAAAGUGCCUCUUUGUGCUGUAGUAGAAAUGUUGCAGUUUCUAUUGACGCAUUCAGGAGGUGGUGGGAAGUUUUUUGGGCAAUCUGUUGAUAGUCAGGAAAAAGUUACUGUAUGAAAAAAGUUAAAGGUAUUCUUCAUAUGACCAAUAAGCACACGUGGCAUCAAAUUUAGAACAAUAAAAAAUAAAAAGGUGCGUUGUUCUGGUAAGCCAUAAUAUAGAUUCAUAUGGAGUGAUUGGUCCUAGACCACAGAGCAUAGGACUUAAAAACAAGUCUUCCCAGAUGCCAUCUCCUGUUGCACUUCACUAAAUACUCCUCACUUUCCUGUGGUAGACGGGCAGAUUUUUAUUUAUUUAUUUUUUUUCAUAAUGAAUAACUCUGUCAUAGAGAUCCAUUGUGAACAUUUUUCCCACUCAAGUUCAGGAAUAACCUUAAUAAUUUUAGGAGGUUUUUCACUCAUAGAGUGGUGAUGCACUGGAACAGGUUGCCCAAGGAGGUUGUGGAUGCCCCAUCCCUGGAGGCAUUCAAGGCCAGGCUGGAUGUGGCUCUGGGCAGCCUGGUCUGAUGGUUGGCAACACUGCACAUAGCAGGGGGGUUGAAACAUGAUGAUUAUUGUGAUCCUUUUCAACGCAGGCCAUUCUAUGAUUCUAUGAAUAACACUAUUAAAUGAUGGAAAUUCCUGCUAAAGGAGUUUGCAAAGCACUGUCAACAUUCAGUGAUUUAAAGAUGUUAAUCUGCUUUCUACCAUUCAUCCUAAAAAUGCGCUUUGAUUUUGGUCAUUCCAAAUGUGAACUGAAUAAAUUUUACACAAAAUGGGUGGCUUUGGGAUGUACCUGUAUGGAAUCAGAUUCCAAGUGGCAAUACAUUUCUAGAUUGAUAUUUUUGGUAGAGCCAAGAUAAAUAAACAUGUGCAAAUUUCUUCUGGAGGGAGGGAGUUCUGUGCAGUGAGAUGGAUUGUCUCAAAAUAAGACUAGAACCAGUCUAUUGACACCUAAAAGGUGGGGAGAGGCUGAUAAAAGUGAAGCAGCACGUGGUUUGAUGUAAUGUACAUUUAGUAGAAAAAAAAAUAUUCUCUACUGAAGCUGCUAAAGCUCAAAUAAGAAUCCAAGAAAAACGUGCAAGUAGUUUGAUUUAAACUGAAGAAAGACACACAAAAAAUCCUAAAAUAAAAGUAUUUGCCUUACUUGUUUGAAAGAGCUUAGAGAAAUAGUUCAGGUAGAAUGAGAGAGUUGGAAGCUGGCAGAGUGAACUUACUUGAAAUGAGAUGAAAGGAAUAUAAUGAGAGAGACAUUGUGACAAAUGGAGACUGAAGGGUACUAAUGGGGAAUAGUGUUGGUUGAAGAAGUACCAUGUAUUCCAGGACACCUUCAAGUCAGAUCAUACUUAAAUGGCUCAAAAAAUGAUACGAACUCUAGGUGGAUUCAAGGACUGUAAAAGAAAAUGUAAUUAGUCAGAUGUAAUUGGAUAGAUUACCUGACCAGGAUGAUGAUAACUGUAACCUGUUGGAGAUCUAAAAGCUGUGGAAAUAGCAGACAGAAACACUGAGGAAAAUCUUGGUGAAGUGCUACCUUCUAAAAGAAAUCCAACGAGAAAUCCAAUGUGGCAGUCAAAACAAACAAACAAACAAAAAAAACCCACUUCUGAAUAAUUCCCAACAAGCAUAAAAACUAAUGGUGAGUUUUUGUUCAAGCCCAUCAGAAGAUUUUCUGGAGUAUUUGUAGGGUCUGUAGACAACUGAGUUAUAAAAAGAGGCUUUGGAGAACAUGAGAUGAAAACUGACAAACAAUUGAUUGCACCCACUUUGACAACACUUACAGAGGUCUUAAUGCCAUAAUUUUUCUUACAUUUAUAUCUCAAAAUGAAGCAUCAGUAGAAGAAAAGAUACAUGAGACAAGCAAUAGGUGAGGAUGAAAUAGCAUUCAUCCAGGUGUUUUAAGAGGAACUUGGUGAUAAAGGAGCAAAUGACUGUUGCCUGAUACUUGUUUGUUAGGAUUGUCUUUCUACUACAAGUAGGGAAGGUAUCUAGUAUGAUACCGGCUUUUUGAUAGGUCAGUGGAGUAGCUGAGCAACUCUUCAUUGGUGAGCUUUGUGACUGCAUAACUCAAGUUUAUAGAAAUGUUAAUGAAGACCAAGAUUAACUUGGUUAUUCCUUCUCUGAUGUUCUUUACUACAUCCUUUUGAAAAUGUGAAGUUUCCUCUAGAUAAAAAGGAAAGUAUUACAAAUAACAACUGGCAACAGAUCACUGGAGACGGCAGAAGUGGUUCAUUUUGUUAACAGUAGGAAUGACCGGUUGAAUUCCACAAGGAUUUGUGAUAACACGGAUGCAGAUAGAAGAAAAAAGUUUGACAGCGAAGUAACAAAAGCAAGUAGAUGCUGCAAGCAUUAGUUGGCUUUGGAUAGAUCACAGUCCAAGAGAGAUGGAGGUUUUAAAAAUAAUUGGAGCUUUGAUCAUGCAGAAGAAAGUGAAGGAGAUGCAGAGAAAGAUGAGGCGAAUCUGCUCAGCAUAGAUGACAGUGAUGGGCCCUUCAGUCCAAAUGAAGAAAGAAAGUCCUUUCGUUGUCGGCCUGGAGCUGUCGGCAUCAGUGGUGAUUCCAUAAAAACGUACGCGAGGCGAGGCAAAGCUACAAGCUUGAGACCUUUUAAAGGGAAUGCAAUUGGCCUCAACAUGAUGGGAAAUAGUAAGAAACUGAGUGAAAAUGCUCAGAAUGUGUCUUGUCCUGUAACUGUGGUACAUGGUAGACGCUUUCACCAUGCGCAUGCACAGACAACAGUAGUAAAAACAGCAGCCCAAAGCAAUCUGGACCGAAAGGAAAGAAAAGAAUAUCCUCCUCAGCUUCAGAAAGUAGAAGCGGACCACAUUAGGUUACCACGGCCUCAAGGACUGGACAAUGUAAUGGAAAACACAGAAGAGUCAGAAUCAGAAUCUGAAUCUGAAAUUAAGAGAAAAGUGCAACAAAAACGUCACUGCAACUCAUUUCAAUCUGACUUGUCACUGUCUUCUGCAAAAAAAGGCUUGACCCAGUUGAAGCUUUUGGAACCAAUUGAGUACUCUACUGAUUGCCCAAAUUGUGGGCGGGCAAAUGAAAACCAGACCAAGUGUCGACAUUGUGAAAAUGUUUCUCUUAAGGAUUUGCAAAGAGUCUCCAGACAAGCUGGAACAUUAAGUGAAUCUGUGGGACCUUUAUCACGUUCUUCAAUACAUCAGAACUCAGCGGGGCAAAAAUCUUCAGGUACAGGGUUCAACACAAAGAAGUUUUAUAGUUCUGCUGUUGGGAAAGGUCCAGCAGAUAUUCUACUGAGUAACGAAGUUGUAGGACAUUCUCUGUUGCGACAGAAUGGAAAAGUUGGUCUUCUAGCUGGGACAAAAAAUGCUAAAAUUACUGGAAACUUAAGACAGAGAAAUACAAGACCAUCAGAACUAAAUGAUCCAAUUGUUUUAUCUAGUGAUGAUGAUGAUGAGGAGGAUAGUGGCAGCACUAGGAGAAUGGAAAGCAUUUCACCUCGUCCUGCAGAUUCAGCCCGCUCCUCCCCAGCUCCUUCUACAGGAAAGGUGGAAGCAGCAUUAAAGGAAAACAGUUGUGGAAUAGAACAGAGAAUAGGUAGUAUUACAACAGAUACAGAAAUUGCAGUCACACUACCAAGAAAAGCAAGAAUGAAAGAUCAGUUUGGCAACAUUGUGUCUAACACUCCAAUAAAACGUCGUAAACUGAUUUCUCAAGAAAUUGUAACUGAGGCUGUGCCACCUCUAAAUUAUCAAAAUUCGUGUGAAAGUGUCAUUCUGAACUGUCGAAGUAUACGAAUAGGAACCCUACGAAGAAUGGUAGUGGAACCAGUGAUUUUUUGCCUGGACUAUAUCAAAAUACGCUUAGAAAGUCAAGAAGAAUCAGACAGUGAUGUCCGAGAGAUAAACCUGAAAACUUCAGAACUUACCAAAUGUGAAUGGUGUAGUGUCAGAAAAUUGCCAGUGGUUUUUCUACAAACAGUACCAUCAACCUGUAGCAGCCUGAGAGACCAGCUGAAAAUGAGUAAAGAUAAUGUCUGGUACGAAUGUAAAGGAGACAGUCAAGAAGAACAGUAUAUCAUUUUGAUUUUUGAAACUGGCCUUGAUCCUCAUGCAAACUCAAUAUUUGAAAAAAUAAUCACUGACAUUGGUAUUAGAAAUAAUAUUUCUGACUUCUUCGUGAAAAUUUCUUUUGAGGAAGCCAAUGGCAGACUCGUUGCAUUUACUAAAUGCUUGGAAGACAAUUCCAAAGGAAGCCCUUCUCAUAGAGAAAACAAAAUUAAAAAUGUUGCUCCUGACUCCAAAGUGCAGCAGCGAAAUAAACAGUUACCAUAUUUUGAUGAUGAAGAAGAAAUUGGAGAACCACAUACAGUAUUUAUUGGUCCCAUAGAAAAGCUGAUAGUUUACCCACCUCCUCCAGCUAAAGGUGGUAUUUCUGUGACCAAUGAAGACCUCCACUGUCUAAAUGAAGGAGAAUUUUUAAAUGAUGUUAUUAUUGAUUUUUAUUUAAAGUAUUUGGUACUUGAGAAACUGAAAAAAGAAGACGCUGAUAGAAUACAUGUGUUCAGUUCGUUCUUCUAUAAACGCCUUAAUCAAAGAGAAAGAAGAAAUAUUCAUGAAACUUCAAACCUCUCAAUACAACAAAAACGACAUGGGCGAGUAAAAACGUGGACACGUCACGUUGACAUUUUUGAGAAAGAUUUCAUUUUUGUUCCUCUUAAUGAAGCUGCCCACUGGUUUUUGGCUGUAAUCUGUUUUCCUGGCUUAGAGAAACCCAAAUAUGAACCAAAUCCCCACUACCAUGAAAAUGCUGCAACACAGAUAAAAUCUUCCUCUUCCGAUGGAGAGAGCAACACACCAUCUCCUUUGCCAAAUGAGUUGGAUACACAAAACUCGCCUUCUAAAUCCACAGCAAAGAAGACAUUGACCAAAAAAUAUAAUACAGCUUUAACUGAUUCAAACACUGAAACGCAGGACAGUGAGUCUUCAUGUUGUAGAAGAAGUCCUUGUAGGGUAAAAAGUGGUUUCAAGAAACUAAAUCAAAUAGACGGUGAUGUGGAAGAACCUAAUACUGUUGAAUCAGCAUGCCAUAGACUGGACCAUAGGACUCCUGAUGAAAAUGGUAUACAGGGUGAAUUCACAACUGCUAGCCAAUCUAUGGAUGGAUUGCACAAAAUCAGGCUAAACUACAGUGAAGACUCUGCUGAUGGUGGUAAACUAAAUGAAGAUGAGCUUAUAGAUUUUUCUGAAGACCAAGAUAACCAGGAAGACAGUAGUGAUGAUGGUGGCCUUCUUGAUGACAGCUGUAAUUCAGAAAUGGGACAGUGGCACCUAAAGCCUACUAUCUGCAAACAGCCCUGCAUUUUGCUUAUGGACUCACUGAGAGGCCCUUCCCGGUCAAAUGUCGUGAAAACACUAAGGGAGUAUUUAGAGGUAGAAUGGGAAGUCAGGAAAGGCAAUAAAAGAAGCUUUUCCAAAGACGUCGUGAAAGGUUCCAACCCCAAAGUGCCGCAACAAAACAACUUCAGUGAUUGUGGAGUGUACGUACUGCAGUAUGUAGAGAGCUUUUUUGAGAAUCCUAUUCUGAGUUUUGAGCUACCAAUGAACUUAACAGACUGGUUUCCACGCCCACGAAUGAAAACCAAAAGAGAAGAAAUACGAAAAAUCAUCCUGAAGCUGCAGGAACAGCAGAACAAAGACAAGAAGGGACAGAAGGACCCAGCUUCGGCAGAAAGAUCUUUGCAGGAAAAAACAGAACAACUUCUCAACAGCAGCUCAGACUGAAUGUUGUAUCUGUUGCAUGUUAGCUCCACAAUCAAAACUGAAAUAUGCGUUUGUCUGCCCAGACUAAAUAAAGAUUUGGCGUAUUCUCUGCUCAAAGUUACUUGGGAAUGUUUAAUGCCUGUAUAAAUGUGUGUCAUAAAAUGAUUUAAUUUCCACAAAGAUGUGUAUUAAGUAAGCAAGUCUGUACAUAUGUUAAUGAGGCCAACUUUUUCAGCAUUUGUAAUUACUUUUUUCCACUUGUUAGGGAGCUUUUGUUAUGUAUUUCUGUUAAUAGAACUUAAAUAGCAACUUCUAAACAUAAAGCAAAUAAAGAAAAUAUUUAUAGGAUAAAAUGGUUAACUUUUUCUUUUUCAGUAAAGCUGUAAUGUUACAGGCUUACGUAACACGUAGCGAAUGAUUUGGUAGAAAGAUAAUUCAUAUUUUGACCCUGUUUAGUUGCCCUUUACAAGAUUAUUCUGCUUGCGCUACAAACAAUAAUAUGGGUAAGUGUCUCAGUGUACCAUGGCCUCAGAGAGGGUGGCUCCCAUCCUCGAAGUAUCUAAGUGUAGGCAGUGUAAUAGUUAAUAGGACUGCUUCAGAUUUGGGAUUUUAAAAGAUACGCGUUGCAAUUAAAAUUCCACACUUGCUUUAGUGGGACGGGCUAGGGGAAGGGGGAGAAUGCUCUUUGACCAGAGAUUACUAUUCAAACAGUAUUAUAAAAGUGGUUUCAAUGAAGUGAUCUUGAGUGAUACUAUUAAAUCAUAUUUUGUGGAUCCCAAUUGUUGUACAGGUGUAUUUUGAGACUUUCUUCAUUAUAAAAUUGUAUUUUGGUAAGUGUACUUGGAAUAGCAGAUUGCCCACAUUACAUUUUCUAUGUUACAAUUCUGAAUGUUACAUUCAUAUGUGCUUUAUCUAAGUAAUGAACAUUUAAAAAAAAAAAAAGUGUAUGAUUACUAUUUUUUGUAAUAUCCACACACACACACACACACACACACACACACACACAUACACAUACACACACACACAAAAACACAAACCAAAAGACCAGUGUUCAUUGCUUGCUUGUUUGUCCUUGGCUUUAGGUAGCAUCAGACUAAUGCUGGGAUUUGGUUGGAUAUUUCCGGUGCGUUUUGAUUUUAAAAUAGUUUAAAAUGCCAUUGUUGGCUGACAGUGCAAACAGCCUUUUACCUUGUUAAAAAGGCUUUGGUAUUCAAACGAGUAAGAUAAGAAGUGGCUUUUACAAGGAGAUGUACAUCCAGUCUGCUGCUAGUUUAGAUGUCUUUGAAGCGAGCUGGAAGCUGUCCCUUUCUGGGACGGAGUCUCUCACGGGUGGAGAGGGGCCUUCUGUUCUUCCUUGGACACAGUGUUUUCUCUUCUGGUUCUUCUACUGGGAGUGUAAUUUGUAAUUGCCUUCUCCCCAGCAGAUGCAGCAGAGACUUCCUUAACUGAACUGUGUAACCCAAGACCAGUUUUUAUACACGAGAUCAAGUGUACUUGAGGCCCCAGUACUUGAGGUUUCUCCAUGACUUUCCAUUCUCCCUGAACCCUGAAAACAUGGCUGCUAAUGACAACACUGCCAGGGCAUUUCUAAAACUGAGUUAACUCACUGGGGCGGUGAUUGCACAUAGAGCAAUACACCCGUGGGCUGUUAACUUUUUGCACAGGUGACCCAUGGGAUCCGGGGAGGACUUAUUCAUUCCCUCAUCUCUUCUUACGCAGAUUCUGGUCCCUAUACGUAUGUAAGCACCGCAUAUCUCUUACAGAUGACUCCUACGUGGGUUUCUUGUUCAAAUUAUGUGGGAGCAGUCUUCUGGUUUACAAAUUAAAUGUGUAAGGGACAUGUGUAGGAGUUCUUUCCUCCAUGGAACUAGUCUACUAUUCUUGCCGUAAAAACUAAAUAAAGGAAAUAAGUACUGAAAUAACUUCA